UUUCAGCAACCUUCUUCUUCGCUCCUCUUCAGUUUCAUGGCUUCUUCUCCAUUUCACACAUUCUCCCAACUUCUUCAACCUCGUAUAACAUUUGCCACGACACCCACCAACAACAACAAUAACAACCUCAGCAGUUGUACCACACGACCAAGCAACAAGCUACUUCUUCCGCCAACACUUUCUCUCUCUUCCAACACCCAGAGAAACGACCUUGAUUUCCAUGACAGAACCACCAGACUCCACAUCAAGCGCCAUGUCCACAAGAUCACCACACUCUCCUCUACAAAUUCUAAGACCCAGAUUCUACGAAACCUAGAGAAGGACGCUGAAUCUUUCAAAACUAGUUCAGAUUUCAACCACCUGUUAAUGGCUCUAGUGAUUGCACAACAACAUGAAGUUUGUCUGAUUUUGUUCACAAAGUUGCAAUCUUUCAAGGUUUUACCCAAUGGGUGCACGUUUUCAAUUGUGAUAAGGUGCCACUGUGAGAGAAAUGAUCCAGAUGAAGCAAAAAAGGUGCUUGACACUCUUUUGCAAAAUGGGUUUCUUCCAGAUGAAGUAACUAUGAAUGUUCUAAUGAGUUCACUUUGCAAGAAAGGGAAGGUUCAGAAGGCUAGGGAGGUUUUUGAGGUAAUGAGGGAAAAGGGUUUCAAGAUGAGUGUUCAAUCGCAUAACUGUUUGUUGAAGGGUUUGUGUUAUGUUGGGAGGGUGGAGGAAGCAUUGGAUUUGUUGAAUGAGAUGAAGAAUGAGACACCAUUGUUGAACCCUGAUGUUUAUUCGUACACUGUUGUGAUGGAUGGUUUGUGUAAAGUGGGGCUCUCUGAUGAAGCAAUGGGGUUGCUCAAUGAAGCUGUUAGGGUUGGUAUUGUUCCCAACGAGGUCACUUUUAACACAUUGAUUGAAGGGUAUUCUAGGGAAGGUAGGCCAUUGGAGGGUGUUUUGGUUUUGGAAUUGAUGAAGAAAAAGCAUGGCUGUGUUCCUGGUUAUGUCAAUUACAGCACUGUGUUACAUGGGUUGUUGAAGUGGAAUGAGAUUCCGGCAGCGUUUAAGGUUUACAAGGAAAUGGUGGAGCUAGGGAUUGAGGUCGAUUCGAGGAUGAUGGCGAAGCUGGCGCGGCGAUUGUGUAGGUUGUCGAGGAGGGAAAGGGGUUUGCUUCGAGACGCAUGCCAAGUGUUUGAGAAAAUGACAGAGAAGGGUUUCGUGGUUGAUCAGAGGACACUUGAGGUGAUUUUUGAGGCAUUACUUUGGGGAGAGAAAUUUGAUGAGGCUUUGGAGGUUUUGAAUGAUAUGGUUAAGUUGGGGUAUUCUCCCAAGGCUAUUGCUUUUGAUAAAGUGAUUCAAGGAUUUUCUGCUAAUGGGAAGUUAGAGGAGGCAGUGUCCAUUUUGCUCUUUUGGCUUGGAAAUGGAGGGGUUCCCCAUAAAUUUUCUUAUGAAAUGUUGAUCAAAGAACUCAAUGCACAAGGGAGAUUAAUUUGUGCUUCCAUUUUGCUUGGUGCAGCAUUUAAGCAAGGUGUUGUUCCCAGCAUGGAUCCUCUACUAUGUAAAUGUUGUGAAGAAAGAUAGAAGCCAAGCUGAUACAUCACAGUGAAAGAAAUUUAGUUGCAACAUGUAAUAAUUACCGAAUUGAAGUGGAAAAUGAAUUUUUGUGUGAAGAGGAACUCUUCUCUUGGGUUUAACAGGAGAAAUCUUUUUAUUAUAGUAGUUGAGGAAUGUACAAAUAAUUGGUUUCAUGGAUAUUUAGAAUUAGAAUGAUAGCUUUUGUACAUAUUUAACCGAGUUGAUUACUUCAUUCGGAUUUUGCUAAUAUAGAUAGGAGACAAAAUUUAAAUGUAUAUAGGGGUGUUUUCUUCUCAUUCUUUCCUGAGAUAUUCCUUUUUUCUCUUCUCUUUUUCAUG
Messenger RNA from Arachis duranensis, 1892 nucleotides. RefSeq names its product pentatricopeptide repeat-containing protein At1g62680, mitochondrial-like. Bases 37 to 1560 code for a protein of 507 amino acids. NCBI's taxonomy places the organism in Eukaryota, Viridiplantae, Streptophyta, Magnoliopsida, Fabales, Fabaceae. The transcript has a single exon. The record is from RefSeq and is a predicted model, not a curated record. Gene Ontology annotation, molecular function: protein binding.